Messenger RNA from Polypterus senegalus (gray bichir), 3537 nucleotides. RefSeq names its product glutamine-rich protein 1-like. Bases 237 to 2546 code for a protein of 769 amino acids. The transcript is spliced from 11 exons. Lineage: Eukaryota; Metazoa; Chordata; Cladistia; Polypteriformes; Polypteridae. The record is from RefSeq and is a predicted model, not a curated record.
UCGCGGCUUCGCGAUUGGUUGAGAGGGGGGUUGAAUGUAAGAUGGCGCUCAUCGAGAUCUGAGGAGAAAAAGGAAAAAAGACAGAAGAAACCUUUUCUAGGCGCUUCCCCGACACAGCCAGAGAAUCGCGCUCCCCGUCGGCACCUUGCUUGGAGCGGUGCGGCGAGAGUGGAGAGGAGAGGGAAGCGGCCAGGCCGAUAUUCAGUGGGAUCCCAGUUUGAAGACCAUUCGUUGCCAUGAAUAACUCCCUGGAGAACACCAUUUCAUUUGAGGAGUAUGUGCGAUUGAAGGCACGUAGUGUUCCUCAGCAUCGCAUGAAAGAGUUUUUGGAGUCACUGGCAAGCAAAGGUCCUGAAGCCCUACAGGAGUUUCAGCAGACAGCCAAUGCUGCAACAACAAUGGUGUAUCAGCAGGGAACAAACUGCAUCUACACAGACAGCACUGAGGUAGCUGGGUCUCUGCUAGAACUGGCCUGCCCGGUUCAGGUCCAGGUCCAGCAGUCUCCGCAACAACAGGUGAAUCCAUCGCAACUCUCUCCACAGCUUGCGGCAGCUGUACACCAGGCUUCUGAACAGCAGCAGCAGAUCCAAGUGCAGGUGCAGAUCCAGAGUCAGCAGCAACAAGCGCAAACACAGGCCAACAACCAGACGAUGCAGAACACAAGUCCUACCCAGCAGCAACAGCAGCAGCUAUCCAACUCACAGUUACAGGCUGUUGCUGCAGCAGCACAACUGGCUGUCCAACAUCCUGAUAUCUCAGAGGAGCAUCUUCAGCAGCACCAGCAGAUCCAAGCACAGCUUGUGGCAGCAGCGGCAGCAGGACAGCAAAUCCAGAUCCAGACAGUAGGGGCUCUGUCUCCCCAGCAACAGCAGCAGGUUCAGCAACAGGGUUCUCCUAGAGAUGGCGAGAGAAGGGGCAGUACAGGAGGUGUCCUGCAGCCUGCUAAAAAACGUAAGGUGGACAUGCCUAUCACUGUUUCUUAUGCUAUAUCUGGUCAACCAGUGGCUACGGUUUUGGCCAUUCCACAAGGUCAGCAACAAAGCUACUUGUCUCUCCGACCGGAUCUGCUAACUGUGGACAGUGCACACCUUUAUAGUGCUACUGGUACAAUCACUAGCCCAACUGGAGAAACAUGGACCAUCCCUGUGUACUCUGCCCAACCUCGUGGAGACCUGCAGCAGCAGCAGAACAUCACGCACAUCGCUAUCCCACAAGAAGCAUAUGGAGCAGUGCAUGUUACAGGUUCUCCAACCACUGUCAAGUUGGAUGAAGAGAAAGAUAAGAUGGUGGUAUCGGGGAAGAAUCCAGGUGUCUCCUUGUCAGUCUCUUCUGUUUCAACUGCAACACAUGAGGAGGUGGUGCAGACGCUUGCCAAUACCCUUUUCCCAGCUCAGUUUUCUGUUAAUGGUAACAUCCACAUUCCAGUUGCUGUGCAAGCUGUAACAGGGGCAUAUCCUAAUACCACACAAUCAGUUCAUAUAUGGGAUCCCCAGCAGCAGCAAGCCCAACAGCAGCCUCAGGCCCCUCAACAAACAGCUGUACAGGAUCAGCAGCAACUGCAGACACAAACAGUACAGGUGUCAGAAGUGGACUCUCAGCCCCAAGCUCCCCCAGAUAUGCUACUGCCCAGCUCUUUAAAGUCUGAAGAAGGGCUAGAGGUUUGGAAAUCUUGGGCACAGACCAAGAACUCUGAUUUGGAGAAGGACUCCCAUACAAAGCUAGCUCCAAUUGGCAGGCGCCAGCCUCUGCGUUUCCAAGAGGAUCUCAUAUCUUCUGCUGUGGCAGAGCUCAACUUUGGCCUCUGCUUGAUGACCCGGGAAGCUCGCAGUCCUGAGGGGGAGCCCUUUGAGUCUGAUGUGCUCUAUUAUGUCUUCCUGUGCAUACAGAAGUAUCUGUUUGAGAAUGGCAGGGUGGAUGAUAUAUUUUCUGACCCUUACUAUUUGAAGUUUUCUCAGUGGCUACAUGAAGUUCUAAAGGACUGGCAGCCUCGGGUUCAUCCUCUUGGAUAUGUGAUCCCUAGCCAUGUGACUGAAGAGAUGCUGUGGGAGUGCAAACAGCUGGGUGCACAUUCUCCUGCCACACUACUGACGACACUCAUGUUCUUCAACACAAAGUAUUUCCUUUUGAAGACAGUAGAUCAGCACAUGAAGGUUGCAUUCUCCAAGGUGCUACGACAUACAAAGAAAAACCCUUCCAACCCCAAAGACAAAAGCACCAGCAUCAGAUACCUGAAAGGGGUCAGCAUGCAUCAUGUUGGCCAGAAAGUUACAGAUGAUAUGUAUGCUGAGCAAGCAGAGAACCCUGAGAACCCUUUGCGUUGCCCCAUUAAGCUCUAUGACUUCUACCUCUUCAAAUGCCCCCAGAGUGUGAAGGGACGGAAUGACACCUUUUACUUGACCCCUGAACCUGUGGUGGCCCCUAACAGUCCAAUCUGGUACUCAACGCAGCCAAUCAGCAGAGAGCAACUGGAACACAUGCUGACACGAAUUUUAAUGGUGCGAGAGAUCCAGGAGGCAAUCGCUUUAGCAUCAGGAGGUCUGCACUAAGGGAGAAAAGGGGAAUCUUCACUCAGCACCUCUCCCACAUCAUUAUCCAGCCUUCUCUUAUGAAUUCUGCCAAAACAAACCCAUGGACUCGAUUGUUCGAGAAAGGUGCAGACAAGAUGUUGCCUGAAUUAUUUUUCUUUUUCAUUUUAAAUCUGGGUAGAUCUCAUAGGGGGUAAAUCUGUUAUGGCUCCAUCUAAGAAAAAAGAAAAAUACAUUGAAGGAAGUACAACAAACCUCCUCUGCAUUUCUGUGAGUAUUUAAGAAUGUCUAGAGGUUUGACAUCUUCGUGCAAGGUUGUGUGUAUUUUUUUUUAUGUGAUGGGCUGGCAUAAUUAAGAUAACAAACAGCAGGGAAGUGCUGGGCUCACUCUUUGCUGUAUUAUGGAAUGGGGGAGGCGUUGGAGUUGAGUAAGUAAUGCCUACAGACUCCUUGGAUCGACCCAGAGGAGGUGUGAAGAUGCAGAAUUACUAGGGGACACUGCAGCUAUCUCAUGAAGGCCUUCAGAAAAGGACCGGACAGCAGAUGGUGUGGAAGGGGAAUAUCAAAAGACCUGAUGUAUUGCAAACAGAUGCACUUGUGGAGGCGGAGGGCAAAAGAAGAAAAAGACGAAAGACUGCAGUUUAAAGGUGUGCGUUCUGGACGGCUUUUUUUUUGUUUUGUUUUUUGUUUUUUUUUUUUUUUUUUAAAAGGAUAAACUGUUUCUCCAUUUUUGGCCUCCCUAUUAUCCUUCCCCUUCCCAAGUACACACAAACUGAUGUCACAUGCAAAGAUGAUAAACUCUAAACAGCUGGGCUUCAGAACUCUAAUUGUAACAUACACGCCUGUAUUAUACGUGAUAAGAGACCACUUUUUUCCCUCUUUUUUCUCAUAUAUGUAUUCGUAUUUAGUCGUUUAUCAAGAAUGACAAGCACGUCUUUUCAAACAAGCCUUUUUGUACAGUGAGUGGGUGUGCCUUUUCUUGUAUUAUUCAAAUAUUAGGGAUUCUUCAGCC